Molecule: messenger RNA, 1794 nt
Organism: Podospora anserina S mat+
Lineage: Eukaryota; Fungi; Ascomycota; Sordariomycetes; Sordariales; Podosporaceae
Exons: 3
Coding region: 1-1794 (597 amino acids)
Molecular function (GO): hydro-lyase activity
Source: RefSeq, a predicted model, not a curated record
AUGGGAACACGCAGCGAUUCUUCGACUCCCAACCCGGACUAUGAUCUUUCAAGGCCUCUCAGUCUCGAUGGCAGUGGUCUUAGGCAAAAGCUCGCCUCUUAUGGAGAUCCACACUUCUCCCUCUUCAUGCGCAAACUCUUCAUCAAGGCUUUAGGGUACAGCGAGGACGCUCUUUCUCGGCCCAUUGUGGGCAUUGUCAACACCUACUCAAGCUUCAACCCCUGCCAUGCCAACAUACCCCAGCUAAUGGACGCCGUGAAAAGGGGCGUUCAACUAAGCGGUGGCCUGGCUAUCGACUUUCCUACUAUCAGUCUCCACGAGUCUUUUGCCUCUCCGACCAGCAUGUAUCUUCGAAACUUGAUGAGUAUGGACACCGAGGAGAUGAUUCAGGCCCAGCCGGUUGAUUCUGUUGUUCUGAUUGGUGGCUGUGACAAGACCACUCCAGCUCAGUUGAUGGGGGCCAUCUCAGCCAACAAGCCGAUUAUCCAUCUGGUGACUGGUCCGAUGAUGCCGGGCAGCUUUCAGGGUGCACGCAUAGGGGCUUGUACAGACUGUCGCAAUAACUGGGCCAAGUUCCGUGCCGGCACGUUAGAUAUUGAAGACAUAAGUGCUCUCAACGAGGAGCUUGCACCAACAGUACGUCUCCAGUUUCCCGCUUUCGCUCGGCGGUCUCUUACAUCAUCACCGGCCGUGUCCUCUUCGCGCCUCAGAAUAGCAGAAGCAACAGGCACCCAUGCAGUAGCCCUCGCAAGAUCUCAGCUCCGGCCACAGGCUUUACUGACAAGAGAAUCCUUCCUCAACGCCAUCACAGUCCUGCAGGCAAUAGGUGGCUCCACCAACGCCAUCGUUCACCUGAUGGCAAUCGUCAACCGCCACCCUCAGCUCGCCGGCUCCAUCAAGCUACAAACCAUCGACGACAUCGGCCUCAAGACCCCCCUACUGGUUGACCUCAAACCAUCAGGCGACAAUUACAUGACUGACUUUCACAACGCCGGCGGGAUGCUCGCCCUCCUCCACGAACUGAAACCCUUGCUACAUCUCGACGCAAUGACCAUCACCGGCCGCACCCUAGGCGAGGAGUUGGCUUCCAUACCCUUCCGCCCACUACCCCUAGACUCACCACUCAGUUCCAUCAUCCACCAUUUCAACAAACCCUUGUACCCCUCCAGCUCCCUCGUCAUCCUCUCCAAAGGCAACCUCGCCUCCGCCGGCGGAGCGGUGAUCAAAGCUUCUGCCUCCAAAGACCGCAGCCUCCUCUCCCACACCGGUCCCGCGGUGGUGUUUUCCGGUCCGCAAGACCUAGCAGAGAGAAUCGACUCCCCCAGCCUCAGCGUCAGCCCCUCCUCGGUGUUGAUUCUCCAGAACAUCGGCCCGGUAGGGAAUCCAGGCAUGCCAGAGGCGGGAUUGAUCCCCAUCCCGAGGAAGCUAGCUGCGAAGGGGGUGUCGGAUAUGCUCCGCAUCUCGGACGGGCGCAUGAGCGGCACGGCCGGGGGUACAAUCAUAUUGCAUAUUUCCCCCGAGAGCGCGGAUCCGGAGUCUGUCUUGGGGAUUGUCCAAGACGGGGAUGUGAUCACCUUUGAUGCAGAGAGGAGAUAUUUACAUGUGGAGAUUGAUGAGGACGGGGUCAGGGACAGGAUGGCGCAGCGGAAGAAGAUGAUGGCAAGUGAGGGCAGUGGGAGUGCUUGGGUUGCCAGGGAGAGGGAAAGGGGUUAUAGGGGGUUGUACAAACGGGAGGUUAACCAGGCAGAACAAGGGGCUGAUUUUGGCUUUUUGACGGCUGCUGGCCCAUCUUGA